CUGCCCAGCGCGCGCAGUCGGAGGAAGCGCAGCCCGGUCCGCUGGGGUCGGGUCCGGCUGGGCCAUGGAGCCGUUGCCUGAGCCCGCGCCCCGGCCCGGACCCCGCUGUCUUCUGCUUCUCUCCCUGCUACUGUUGCUGCUGCUGCUACUGCCGGCCCCGGAGCUGGGCCCGAGCCAGGCGCAAGCCGAGGAGACCGACUGGGUUCGACUCCCCAGCAAAUGCGAAGUGUGUAAAUACGUUGCCGUGGAGCUGAAAUCAGCUUUUGAGGAAACCGGCAAGACCAAGGAGGUGAUCGACACAGGCUAUGGCAUCCUGGAUCGGAAGGCUUCCGGAGUCAAAUACACCAAGUCCAUUUCAGAGCCCCCAGACCAGAUGACCUAUCUUCCUUCCAGCUCUGACUUCCCUUUGCCCCUCUCGUGCUGCUGUCUCUGCAGGGACUUACGGUUAAUCGAAGUCACUGAGACCAUUUGCAAGAGGCUCCUGGACUAUAGCCUGCACAAGGAGAGGACCGGCAGCAACCGGUUUGCCAAGGGCAUGUCUGAGACCUUUGAGACACUGCACAACCUGGUCCACAAAGGGGUCAAGGUGGUGAUGGAUAUCCCCUAUGAGCUGUGGAAUGAGACCUCUGCAGAGGUGGCUGACCUUAAGAAGCAGUGCGACGUGUUGGUGGAAGAGUUUGAGGAGGUGAUCGAGGACUGGUACAGGAACCACCAGGAGGAAGACCUGACUCAGUUCCUCUGCGCCAACCACGUGCUGAAGGGCAAGGACACCAGUUGCCUCGCAGAGCAGUGGUCCGGCAAGAAGGGGGACACAGCCGCCCUGGGAGGGAAGAAGUCUAAAAAGAAGAGCGGCAAGGUCAAGGCCUCGGGCAGCGGCAGCAAACAGAGGAAGGAGCUAGGUGGCCUUGAAGAAGACCCCAGCCCCGAUGAGGAUGAGGGCAUCCAGAAGGCAUCCCCCCUUACACACAGCCCCCCGGAUGAGCUUUGAGCCUAACCCAGUGCCCCCUGUAUCAUGACCCCUGACCUGGAAGCUGAAGAAUCUGGGGCACAGCUCUGGCAGGCAGAUGGCUGUCCCUCUCCAAGUCCUCCCUGCCGUGCCAGCUUCCUGCCGGGAAAGACACAGGGCCAGGGAAGAGCUCAGAUCAGCUGCCGUCAGCCUACCGACCUCCUCCCUCUGCCAAGCGGCUGUCCUGACCCAGGCUUCAGGCAGGCCAUGCGAUUUCACGCCUACCAAGGACUCCAGUAUGAACUCCGGAGGGGCAGGUGUGGAGAGGGCACCCGGCCUUCACCUCCCCUCACUCCUUCCCAGCAGGGAAGCAAGACUACAGGCCUCCCCACCCCUGCUUAUCCCCUCCUGUGGACACCUUGCACUCUG
This is a messenger RNA of Puma concolor (puma), 1375 nucleotides long. RefSeq names its product canopy FGF signaling regulator 3 (gene CNPY3). The record is from RefSeq and is a predicted model, not a curated record. Lineage: Eukaryota; Metazoa; Chordata; Mammalia; Carnivora; Felidae.